This is a messenger RNA of Pseudozyma flocculosa PF-1, 1692 nucleotides long. RefSeq lists its product as uncharacterized. The record is from RefSeq and is a predicted model, not a curated record. The transcript is spliced from 6 exons. Bases 1 to 1692 code for a protein of 563 amino acids. Gene Ontology annotation, biological process: fatty acid metabolic process. Gene Ontology annotation, molecular function: fatty-acyl-CoA binding. NCBI's taxonomy places the organism in Eukaryota, Fungi, Basidiomycota, Ustilaginomycetes, Ustilaginales, Ustilaginaceae.
AUGAGCAGCGCAGAUGUCAUCGACGCCCUGUUUGUCAGGACCGUCGACAUGGUACAGUCGCUGCCAAAGCAAGGCCCCAUCCAGACAUCCUACGAGGAGAAACUCGCCCUCUACAGCCUGUACAAGCAGGCUACCGAGGGUGACGUCCAGUCAAAGCGCCCGGGCAUGCUCGACAUGCUCGGCAGAGCAAAGUGGGACGCAUGGGCCAAGGUCAGGGGCCUCCCAGCCCGCGACGCAAAGCAGAUGUACGUCGAGUCGAUGCUCAGGAUUCUGAGGAGGUUCAGCGACCGACCGCAGGCCGCCGCUCUCAUCGAGGAGCUCGAGGCAUUCUCCGGACAGGUCGCACAGAGGGUCAUGGACGGCUCGCUGGCCGAGGUCGAUUCCGACGGCUCCACCGCCUCUUCCGACGAUGCAGACGACAACCAGCCCGCCCAACCCCGGCGGUUACACUCCGAGAUGACGGGUGCCUCGGCCCCGGGCAGAUCGCAUCAGGACCGGCCCUGGGAGGGGCGUCCAAGGGUGCCUCAGGCAGGGCCCAGCACCGACAGCCUGCUCGCGCGGCCCGACUCGGUAGCCGGCACCAGCACCGCCGCCACCCGCGGGGGCAACCAAGCUUCGCUCGCGGCCACGCCGCUCGCCUCCGACUCGCAAGAGAGCGGUUCCGACGACUCGGACGACGACGACGACGGCGAUGACUUUGACCCGCGGAUCCGCCAGGCUGCCAUAUCCGGCCAAGGGCCCGACCGAUCCUACUUUCCCCAGCAAGGCCAUCCAGCCUCGCGCUCCAACAACCGGACACGAAGCGGCGCGCCCCGCUCGCACAUCUCGUCGCCGCCUCCGAGCGCCCUGGGUCUGCGCGCCCACCGCCCUUCGUCUGUGACGGGCGCAUCGAACCGCUUCCACUCGACGCUGCAGUCCCCGGCCCCUUCGGCCGCGACGCCCUACCACCCUCAUCCCCAAGCACCCCAUCAUCAUCCCCAUCCGCAUCACCAACAGCGGCCGGCUGAGCCGCAGCAGUACACGCGCAGCGCCUACGCGCCGAGUUCCAUCGGCGGUCGGUCCGGGGGCCGGGCGGGCCCGUCAUCGCAGCCCAUCCCUCGACCGCCAUCGACGGCCGGCUUCCCGCCCUCGAACCGGCCAGAGAUCGACACGGCACUGCAGUCGAUCCAGGCGUCGCUCGCCGCGCUGCACGAGCGCCUGAACCAGGUGGAGAGCGCCGUGCCAAAGGCCGGCGGCGACGAUGCGCGCAGGAGGCGCGGGUCAGCGGGCGGUAGCACGGCGACGGGCCGGCUGUUUGCCGCCCUCGGCAACGUCGUGCACGACAUCCGAGCGCUGCUGGGCCUCGAGUCGACCUCGCAGCGCAGCCCGCGGUCCGAGGCGCUGGCGCCCAGCUUCCUCGCAUCGGGCGGAGGCCACGCGGGGGGCCGGGGCCAGGCGCCCACCACCCUCCUCUCGGCAUCCUUCAAGCUGCUGGUGGCUCUGCUCAACCUGGCGGCGCGGCUGGCGCUCGACAUUGUCAGCUUUGCGCUCGUCUCGAGCGUCUUUCUGUACGCCUUCCGCAAGAUCACUGGUCGCGGCGAUCCCCUGCUGGCGCUCCACGUGCUGCGACGGUUGCGGGGCAUGCUGCUCCGCCGUCCCGCCGCCCGGGCGAUUGCCAUGCGGCAGGGGCCGGCCAGCCAGCGGGGGGAUUAG